This is a messenger RNA of Rotaria sp. Silwood2, 1122 nucleotides long. Lineage: Eukaryota; Metazoa; Rotifera; Eurotatoria; Philodinida; Philodinidae. The record is from the annotation of a GenBank genome assembly.
AUGUCAAAUUCAGAAAACUGUCCAAACUGUGAUAAUAUCUAUGGUAAUGAACCACGUAAAAUUCCAUGUGGUCAUAUUGUCUGUCAUAAGUGUUGUCUGGAUUUAUUUAAUAAAGAAGAUAAUACUCUUAUUUGUCCUGUAUGUAGUGACAUACAUACAUUUAAAUCAAAAAAUACAUUUAAAAAAACUUUACAACAAGUAGCUCAUUCUGGUUUUGGAAAAAAGACAGCAAUACGUGAAAUGAGUUUUGCAUCAACAAUGCCAGUUGAAAAAGCAUCUGGUGCAGAAAAAGCAGCUAAUAAAGAAGUAAAAAAAGCAGUUCCACAUUUACCAACAGCUCCACCGGGUGCUCCACCAGAAAUUUCAUCAAUACCUCCUCCACCGCCACCAUCAUCACAACUGGAGCCUUUUGUUGUUGUUACUAAAACAUCACCGCCUCCAAUGCCACUUAUGCCAACUAAACCUACAGUAAUAGAUAGUGUACCAAAAGUCAUAAAACAACAACAAUCUACGUCGAAUAAUACAGUUCUACCUUCUUUACUUAAUACAAUAGUUUCACCACCAUCAUCAUCUAUUUCUGAUGCUGUUAUUGCUCGUUGCCAUAGUUGUGGCAAUAAAUGUCAAGUAAUUGUUUGUGAACAUUGUGAUCAUUUUGUAUGUCUUAAAUGUGCUGAAGAACAUCGAACAACCACUAAAAUUGAUGCCCAAGAAUUAACAAAUAAAUGGCAUGAAUGUAAAAAUAAAUAUAAUAUUUUACUUCAAAAAUUAAAUCAAUAUAAUCGUGAUAGAAUUCAAAUUGAAAGUGAUCUUGCUGCUAUACGAGUUGCUGUUGAACAACGUUCACGAGAUGCUAUUCAAUAUGUUGUUGAUCAACGUGAUUCUUUGUUUAGUCGUAUUAAUGAACAUAUGGAAAAAGAACAAACAAUCAAUAAUAUUAAACAUAAUGAUCUUGCUAAUGAAUUUCGUCAAAUACAAAAUCGAUUUGAAAGUGCUCUUAAUGGAGAAGAUAUUGGUUCAUACACUCAAGAUGAUUUUUUGCGUGAUAUUUAUGAACUUCAAAAUCGAAUGAACAAACGUAAUAAUUUAAUUGAAACACAUAUUCUACAAGUAAAGAAACAUUAA